AUGACCCCCAACAGCCAUUACACGCACUAUAACCACGCCCCUCUCCUCACGCAAGCUCCCGCCAAUUCACCCCACCUCACGGGGCUUCUCCGCCCGCAUAUCAAGUCCGCAAGAAAACUCACAGAACACAACAACCUACCCCCACCCCUUCCACUCCCUCACAUCAACACCGACAAUAUGGCAGACGGCGGAGCUCCCCCAGGCCAAGUAAACCUGGCAACAUUGAGCGUGCCCCAACUCCGCUCACUCCAAACGCGCCUAACAUCGGAACUGGAACACCUCACAACAUCACACACGAAGCUGCGCGCCGCACAGGCCAAGUUCCGCGACUGCAUGCGCUCCAUCACCGACGGGGUCACAGGUUCCAAGGAUAAGGGCACUGAGGGUCGCGAGGAGAUUCUCGUCCCGCUGACCAGCUCGUUGUAUGUCAAGGGACGGUUGACGGAUCGGGAGAAGGUCCUUGUUGAUGUCGGUACUGGGUUCUAUAUCGAGAAGACAGCCCCCAAGGCGAUUGCUUUUUACGAAGACAAGGUCAAGGGCUUGGAUGCCAACCUGCAGGAACUAGAGAAGAUUGUUUCUGGAAAGAGUCAGCAGCUGCGUGUUGUUGAGGAGGUUCUCCGACAAAAGAUGCUUGCUGGUGAAGCGCCUGCACAGCCGGCUGCUGCGAGUGCGUAA
Messenger RNA from Penicillium manginii, 675 nucleotides. RefSeq names its product prefoldin subunit 5. The record is from RefSeq and is a predicted model, not a curated record. The transcript is spliced from 3 exons. Gene Ontology annotation, biological process: protein folding; regulation of DNA-templated transcription. NCBI's taxonomy places the organism in Eukaryota, Fungi, Ascomycota, Eurotiomycetes, Eurotiales, Aspergillaceae. Gene Ontology annotation, cellular component: prefoldin complex; cytoplasm. The coding region runs from base 1 to 675 and encodes 224 amino acids.